AUGCUUGGAUCUGGUUAUCAUUUUUUGCGCCGAUUCCCAACAACCCUCGAUUGUUUCCGAUUGCAAAUAGUUUUUGUAAAUGGAAAAUUUUGCAAAGAUCCUAUGCUUGUGGUAGCUGAAGAUUUCUUUAAACACGUUGAUGCUGGAAACACGACGAAUAAACUUGGUUCAAAAGUUACUCCAGUUAGCGUUAAUGAAUUAUUCGGACUCAACACACUAGGCAUAUCCUUAGCUCGUAUAGACUUUGCACCCAGAGGAUUAAACCCUCCUCACAUUCACCCGAGAGGCACAGAGAUUGUUAUUGUCAUUGAAGGCACUCUUCAUGUUGGAUUUGUCACCUCUAACCAAAACAAUGGACAGAACCGUCUUUUCACCAAAGUGCUAAACAAGGGUGACGUGUUUGUGUUUCCAAUCGGGCUUCCUCACUUCCAAUUGAAUGUUGGUUAUGGCAAUGCUGUUGCUAUUGCUGCUCUAAGCAGUCAAAAUGCAGGAGUUAUCACUAUCGCCAAUGCUGUUUUUGGAUCUACUCCACCAAUAUCUGAUGAAAUUUUAGCCAAAGCCUUUCAAAUAGACAAAAACACAAUCGAUUAUCUUCAAAAGCAAUUCUGGUAUGAUAACAACUAGUUGGGAGAAAGAAGAUGCAGAUCUUCAGUUUAUACCAUGAUUAAUUUAUUACUUGCACCUCAUGCAAUUAUUCAUCCAUACUAAUAAAUAAAAUGCAUGAAGGUUAAUUUAUAUGUACCA
Molecule: messenger RNA, 744 nt
Organism: Arachis duranensis
Lineage: Eukaryota; Viridiplantae; Streptophyta; Magnoliopsida; Fabales; Fabaceae
Product: germin-like protein 8-9
Exons: 2
Coding region: 1-624 (207 amino acids)
Cellular component (GO): cell wall
Molecular function (GO): manganese ion binding
Source: RefSeq, a predicted model, not a curated record